CCAUGGAAGCUGGUGAAAACGGCAUCGUAUAAAACAGACAGCACUAGAGACAUUAAAACACAAAGCACAGCCGCGGUAAAGCUUUAGGGUUUUUGUUGGGUUUGAAGGCAAAGACAAUCCCAAUUGGUACUUGGAAGGAAAACCUAGGUCAAGCCGAGAAGAUGGGAGGGAAGUGCCCGCACAGAAAAGUUAAGAAAAGAAGGUUAUCUCACAAAACUGAUCGCCGCGCCAAAUUCCUCGUCAAAGGCGACGAUAUGGUAUAUGAUGAGCUGAGGAAAACAGACGAAGAGAGGAAAUCCUUGCCCCUUGAUGAAGACCUCCCUGGCAUGGGCCAGUAUUAUUGCAUACACUGCGACCGAUACUUUGCUAAUGUGGCUGUGAGAGAUGAGCAUUUCAAGACAAAGCGACAUAAAAAGCGUUUAAAACAAAUGAUGGGGCCUGCCCCUCACACCCAACUUGAUGCCGAUUUAGCAGGUGGGAUGGGAAUGCCAGAUAAUGGUCCAAAGCUCAUGUCUGUGUGAUGGAGCUGAAGCGAACCAAGUGACAGCCGAAGGUAUUAGAAUUUGAGAGUUUUGUUUUUUGUUAUUUUUGUUUUUUGGUUUUUUUGUUUUUACUGUUGUAGAAGAAUCUGGGCUCUACCUGUCUUUUUUUGGGCUGAAUUCUGGGCUGUACUUAUCAACUUAUGGUAUUUCUUCCAAUAUCAUCCAUAUAUAAUUAGGCACCAAAAUAGGUGGCUAAUGAAAUAUGCCCCUUCUCUUUCAAA
Ziziphus jujuba (common jujube) is the source of this 763-nucleotide messenger RNA. RefSeq lists its product as uncharacterized. The record is from RefSeq and is a predicted model, not a curated record. The transcript has 4 exons. Gene Ontology annotation, molecular function: nucleic acid binding; zinc ion binding. The coding region runs from base 162 to 521 and encodes 119 amino acids. Lineage: Eukaryota; Viridiplantae; Streptophyta; Magnoliopsida; Rosales; Rhamnaceae.